Molecule: messenger RNA, 926 nt
Organism: Candidula unifasciata
Lineage: Eukaryota; Metazoa; Mollusca; Gastropoda; Stylommatophora; Geomitridae
Source: the annotation of a GenBank genome assembly
AUGAGUGAUCUUGUGACUUUGGGAGAACAGCUUAAGAGGAAGGACAUCAGCAGUUCUGACUUUGUCAGUGCGGAAACAUUAGCUACUGUCGAUGCUGCUAGGGUGUUCAACAUCUCUUUAGGCGGUGCAAUUUGUAGCCCAUCAGAUUUACUACCAGUGCACAUUGUUAGACUGAAGGAUGAGUCACCGAUGCAGAACACAUUGGGAAAACCAUGGCCGUUAUUCUUACAUGUUGGGGACUGGUUGUAUCCACUGAUACCAGGUGAGUCACCUGUGCUCUAUUCUACCUGUGGGGCCUACAUUUUCCCUGAUUUGAUGGCACCUGACCAGGGCAAAUCUUCACAAAGUUUUGUGGCAUUGAUGUUUCCGGAAGAUUUGCUCAGUGAAACCAGACAGUCUUUUCAUGAUCUGCUGAGAUCAGCAGCUGUGCUUUUAGACCAUUUCCAAGGACAUGUUACUUCAAUGAUGAGUGUAGAACCAGAAGCAAUUACUAGAGAACCAAGCAGUUUCAAGAGAUUAUCACUAGCUGCUGAUAAACUGUCACGGGGACUGUUUGAUGCUGUUGGCUGGAUUGCAGAUGAAGUGGAGAAAGGUGCUGACAUGGUGAAAGAGAAAGUCACAGAAGAAUCCAAAAAAUUUCAGCAGAAACAUAAACAUACAAUAGAGCCACAAAUUCGGGAAGGAAUUAUCUAUGCACGUGAAGUCACAGACUCCACUGUGAAGAUUUCAGGUUACGUAGUACAUAAACUAGGAGAAAUCAGUGCAGCACUGGGGCGUGAGAUAAAGGUCCCCCAUCGUCGUACUUCCAAUGUUGAUGAGGCAGCAGGUAGCACAGAUUGUGAUCCAGCAUUUUCUACUCUCCAUGAGGCAGCCAGAACUCUAGAACGAUGUUUAGUCAGUGGAAUGGAAGAUGUUACCAGAUAUGA